UUCAAAAGCAUGGCUGAAAAUCGCCUCAUGAUGCCGAGCCCACAACUCAACAAGUUGAUGGCGACAACAGCAUUUUCUUGCGAUCAUGCUGACAAGGAUGGUUAUAGCGUGCUGAUUAACCUUUCGUGCUGAAAGAUCAGUGAAUAAAGUCAAUUUCCCAUUUUCAUUUUUUGGAGGAACAUUUCUUGUUGGAGCGUCGAGCCUUCGAGCGUCGGGCAAGAUUCAGGCCAAGGAUACAAACAAUUAUUGUUCAUUUCACUCUACUCUUCCCUUUUUCAGCCCCCAGAGAGAGGAGUAUAGAAUGAAAGAGGAGGGGGGAAAGAUGGAAGAAGACAGUGUCAGACUAGACAAAUGGGGAUACGAAGUGAGAACUUCUUCUCAGGCCUGCAUUUCAUCUAUCAACGCCUUCUACGAUCAGGUGCUCAGCUAUGGCAGAGACCGGUCUGUGAUUCUGGAAGCCGCUGCUCAUGAUAAAGACUGCGUUUUGGCCAACAUCUUGGCAUCCCAUUUCCUUAAUUCCGAUCCUUCACGAGCUACUUCUUUUCUAGAAGCUGCAAAGGCCAACCUUGAACGAGCUACCCGGUAUGAGAAAGUAGUUUUUGAUGCUGUCAGUUAUUUGGUUUCUAAAGACAGAGACGAUGACGUCGCCGUUGACUUUCAUGUUAAGCUUCUGAAAGAGUUCCCAAGAGAUCUGGCAUCUCUGAAGAGAGCACAAAUUCUUUGCUUCUACACGGGUCAAGCUGAUCUUUCUCUGUCUCUCGUUCAGCAGGUUCUUGCUGAAAAUGAAGGAGAAAAUUAUGUAUACGGCUUGCUUUCUUUUGCUUUAUUAGAGCUUGGACAAAUGAGAGAUGCUGAGAAAGCCGCCAAAAGGGGACUUGAAAUCAAUAAGGAGGAUGUCUGGGCGCAGCAUGCUUUAUGCCAUGUUUUUCAGUAUGAAUGCCAAUUCAAAGAAGCAGUUCAGUUCAUGGAAGGAUGUGCGUCUUCAUGGAGUUCUUGUUUAUCAUUUAUGCUGACCCACAACUGGUGGCAUGUAGCACUUUGUUAUUUAGAAGGUAAUGCUCCAACACAGAGAGUCCUUGAGUUAUAUGACCAUCAUAUAUGGAAAGAGUUAGAAAGAACUGAUGCUGCUGCAGAGGUUUACUUAAAUGCUGUGAGUCUUCUUCUGCGAUUGCAUGUUCGUGGUGAGCUUGAUAUCAUUGGGGAUCGUCUCAAGAUACUAGCAGGAUGCCUAAGUGAUCAAGCAAAUUGGUAUAUAGAGUGGCACCUUGAUAUAAUGACCGUCUGGGCUUUGGCAAAGACUGGAAAAUUCUCCAGAGCUGAUGAUCUUCUAAAUGGCUUAAAAUACAGGAUUUCUAGGAUGGGCAAAAAGAAGCAACAAUCAAUGCAGAGAGGAAUGCAGCUUGCAGAAGCUCUUCAUGCAUACGGGAAAGGUAACGACAGGCAAGGACUGGAAGUACUUGGUUCUGAUUUUGAUGCCUGUGAUUGCAAGAUGAUUGGAGCGUCAGAUGAACAACUUGAAGUGUUCAAUGAAGUUUGGUACAUGAUGUUACUGAACGCCGGAGAAACUAUGAAGGCAAUCGAAGUGAUUGAGGAGAAAAUCAAGAAGAGGGAAGGAGUUCCAUUCUUGUGGCGCUUGCUGGAGAGAGCAUACGAGUUAGAGAACAGGCCAGAAGCCGGCAAAGCAAACGAAAGGGUCAGGGCUUUGGAGGGUGCAUACUUCUAAUGAAGGAACAAUCGGCUUCCUUGAAAUGAACCAUUCUUGUUGAGUAGUAAGUUUGUUUUUAGCAAAGUGCAACUAUCGUUGCAGAAAAGAAGAGGAGUGGUGUGUAAAAUAUUAAUUAGGAAAAAGAUAAAAAAGGUGUAGCUUUUUUGCA
This is a messenger RNA of Prosopis cineraria, 1874 nucleotides long. RefSeq lists its product as uncharacterized. Gene Ontology annotation, molecular function: protein binding. Lineage: Eukaryota; Viridiplantae; Streptophyta; Magnoliopsida; Fabales; Fabaceae. The record is from RefSeq and is a predicted model, not a curated record.